AGUACAUUUUUCAUCUCCACCUUUACCAGUAAAAAGUGUUUAAUCACAAGUGGUGAUACCCCUGUUCUAUAGUAUAUUAAGGCGAUACGCAAUAAGAGUUUAAUUGGCGUAAAAUUGUUUAAAUAUUUCAUAAUAACAUGUUUAUAAAAUAUUAAUAAUCCUUAAGAGCGAUUGAUGCGAUCUUAAAUAACUAAUAAAAAAUAUGUAUUGUAGUCAUUGUAAUAGAAUUUAAGUAACAAAACUACAAAAAUAUUGUAACGUUUUGAAUUUCUCCGCUUGUCGUGUUUAGGCUAUUGUCUAUCAAGUAUAUUUGAAAAGUGGAAAGUUAUGACUCUCGAACAUGAGAAUUAAACAAAUUUAGAAAUUUUAAUGAUCAAUUGAAAAUUUUAAUCAUUUAAAACAAGAAAGAUGUAUUCUCUGAUGUUAACUCUUAGAAAGAAGGAAUUAUUGUCUUCAGCAUUGAAAUAUGCUUUAGAACGUCAAUGUGUGAUUUCAAAUAAUAUAGGUUUUUCAAUGAGACCACAGAUCCGUCAUAUGUGUAAAGAUUUUGAUGAUACUCGUGUAAGCCUACAUCCAAGUAAUAUAUACCGUAAUUCUCCAAGAAUUAAUAAAAUCUUCAAACUAUUUCGCAUUAACAAAAGAAAAUAUCAAUUAAUAAGCUUAGGUUAUUUGUUAUAUGCAAACAUACUUGAAACAGUCGACUAUUCAACAUUUUACAAAGAUUUUAAUAUGCCCGACACAUUUUUCUCUUGGUUUUUAAUCACAGAAUUACAUGUUUGGAUGUUGAUGGUACGUUAUAUAAGUGAAGGGAACGAAGGUAAAUUUGUUAGAGAUAAUAUGUUGGAGUCUAUGUGGAAAGAUAUUGAUGUUAGAAUGACUAAAGUUUGUCCUAUGGAUGGAAGGACAAAAAGGAAACAAUUGGUAAAAUUAACGGGUCAGUUUUACUCUGCUCUCAUUCAUUACGAUGAAGGAAUUUUAUCAGAUGAUAAAGUAUUAGCUGCUGCACUCUGGACAAUAUUCUUUGUUGAAGAAUGUAAUAAUCCAGAGAUGAUCGAAAGACUUUUAAUUUAUGUGAGGAAGCAGAUGUAUUUAUUAGAUAAAAUACCAGAAGAUGACCUUAUGUGGAAUCCAUAUAUUAAGUGGAUGCAAUUGAAAAGUGUUAGAUAGAGUUUAUUAAUUUUACAAAUAUAUUUGUAAAUAUUAAUUAGAUAAAAUUCAUAUAAUAAACAUAUGUUACAACAAAACUUUAUUUC
Molecule: messenger RNA, 1253 nt
Organism: Nomia melanderi (Alkali bee)
Lineage: Eukaryota; Metazoa; Arthropoda; Insecta; Hymenoptera; Halictidae
Gene: Uqcc1
Product: Ubiquinol-cytochrome c reductase complex assembly factor 1
Biological process (GO): mitochondrial respiratory chain complex III assembly
Cellular component (GO): mitochondrion
Source: RefSeq, a predicted model, not a curated record